AUCGUUGCGAAGCUUCAAACAGCAUUGGCACAAUCGGAAGUAGAGAUGUCCAAGUUAGAGCAGUUGUAACUCAGAAGUACGAAAUUCGUCUGUUUGACGAAUUUGUUCUUCGUGGAAACAUGGCUGUUCUACGGUGCCCUAUACCGAGCGCAGUAAGUGAUUACGUCAAGGUUAUUUCUUGGGAACGAAUCGAUGGUUUCAUGAUAACACCAAACUUGGACAAUGGCAAAUACGGAAUGCUUGAAAAUGGAGAUUUAUAUUUACAAGAUACAUCAGAUCAUGAAAACUCAUUUAGCUACAGAUGUCAUACAGAAAAUAUUAUCACCAGAGAAAAAAAAGUCAGUACGAAUUAUUCAAGAAUAAUAGUGACAGAACCUCAUCACGGCCAGCCACCAAGAAUAAUGCAGCGGUCCAGCAUUGUAAAUGUCCCUGUUGGUGAAAAAACUACUUUGUCUUGUGUAUCACAAGGAUAUCCCGUUCCAGUAUACAGAUGGCACAAAAUGGUUGGGAAUCAGCCCGUGUCACUCCAAAUGAGUUCGUCUGCAAGGCAGGAUGGUGGUGUUUUGAUUUUCUACAAAGUCUUAUCUACGGAUGGUGGAAGAUAUGUGUGUCACGUGAGUAACACAAUGGGAGAAGAUUCCGUACAAACAGAGCUCGUUGUCGAAGAAUCACUCCAAGUAGCAAUAUCUCCUAGAGAAUUGCAAAUGGAUGUCGGUCGUACUUCCACGUUCAACUGUAAUGUUUCUGGGAGUCCCUUAGGAUCCGUACUUUGGAAGAAAGAUAUGAGAUUGCUGUCAGCAAAUCCGCGAAUAAGUUUUCCCUCCCCGUAUGUGAUACAGGUGAAGCAGCUUAAGAGGCAAGAUGCGGGAAUGUAUCAGUGCUUUGUGUUCAGGGACUCAUUCUCUACGCAGGCAUCAGCAAGACUUAUUAUUGGUGAUCUAGCUCCAAAGUUUAAAUCUACAUUUUCUGAGAAAACAGUUCGACCUGGAAGUUAUGUGUCUUUGUCCUGUGUAGCAACAGGAAAUCCAGAACCACACAUUCGGUGGUCUUUAGACAAUAUUUGGCCACUAUCAACCAGACCUGGGACGCUAGUGAACUCAUAUUUAAGUAGUGAAAGUACUGUGACUAGUUAUGUGAACUUUACUUCAGUUGACAUAAUUGAUAGUGGCAUUUAUUCCUGUGAAGCACUAAACGAUGCCGGAAAAAUAAAAAGUUCCAAUAGGCUGAAUGUGUUUGGACCAAUUUUUAUAAGACCACUGGAUAAUUUAACUGCACUUGCUGGUGCAACGUUUAAUGUGAUUUGUCCAUUUGGAGGAUUUCCAUAUGAAUCCAUCACUUGGAAAAAGGAAGGAAGACCGCUGCCUGUGAACCAAAGACAAAUAGUUUACCCCAAUGGCACUCUUCAGAUUAUGGAUGUCCAACCGGGAGUCGACAAUGGCCAUUACAGCUGUGAGGUUAUAUCCGGUCAAGGGAUGCAGCCCGCAUCUAGAACAUUCCGUGUCGUCGUUCGAGCUGGACCAAAGCUUGCAAGUUUUGCUUUUAGAGACAAUCUUCAUGAGGGUAUGAGAACCGCUGUCACGUGUAUAGUCCUGGCCGGAGAUGGUCCUUUGAACACCAGGUGGCUAAAGGAUGAGCGUCCAAUCACAGAACAAGAGCUUAACGUGAAUAUUUUACAGGAAGAUGAUGGUUUUAUAUCGACCUUGACAUUUAAAAAUUUAACCUACAAGCACAACGGAAAUUACACUUGUGUUUCUACAAAUGAUGUUGCAUCUGGUUUCUAUAGCAACACUCUUACCGUCAAAGUUCCUCCGCGAUGGAUGCUUGAGCCCAGUGAUCUUUCCACUGUCGCAGGGCGACCAGCUCGAAUUGAUUGUCAAGCAGAUGGUGUUCCACAACCUCACGUCCGAUGGAAAAUGGCUACAAGUCAACCUCCGGAGCAAUUCAAAACCAUUGUUAGCAGUUCCCAUAUACACAUUCUAGUCAAUGGAUCUCUAAAUUUUCGAAGCGUAGAAGCAACAGAUGCAGGGCAUUACUUAUGCGAAGCUAAUAAUGGAGUCGGCCCUGGUUUAAGUGCUGUCGUCCGUUUGACUGUGCACAGUGCACCACACUUUCUGACGAAGUUUUUAGUUGUAACUACACGAAGAGGAGAAAGGGCUGCCAUUGAAUGUAGUCCCGAGGGUGAUCAGCCAUUGUCUUUUAUAUGGAGAAAAAAUGGAAUAAUUAUUGAUCUUACAAAAGAAACAAGGUAUUCUCAACUGACGGAGACUGUUGCCGAUGGAGUGAGAUCAAAAUUAAUUAUUGAAAAGUCUGAACGUAAAGAUUCCUCCCUAAUAACUUGUACUGCAUCCAAUGAUUAUGGAGAGGAUUCUAUCAACAUUCAAAUAACAGUUCAGGACAUACCAGAUGCUCCUCAACAUCUAGAAAUACAUGAUGUCAGUAGUCGAAGUGUUCGUCUCUCCUGGAAACGACCUUUUGAUGGAAAUUUCCCAAUAACGAGAUAUACAAUUAUGUGGAGGCAAACAGAUGGACAAAAUGCUGGCGGUCCUCUGCACGUACCUGGAAGCGAAACAACGAUAAUUAUACGAGGAUUACGACCCAAGACAAGGUACUUCUUUCGAGUAAAAUGUGAAAAUGCAUUAGGAGAAAGUCAAUAUGGAGCUGAAGUUGCUGUUACGACUCUGGAAGAACCACCGUCCAGUCCACCGCAGAUGGUUAAAGCAUUUGCUGUUUCUUCCAAGUCAAUAAAUGUAACAUGGCAGACAAUCGCUGAUGACGUCAGCAGCAUUGACGGGUUUUACGUUGGCUAUAAAAUACAAAGAAGUCCAGAAACAUAUACGUACAAAUCCGUGGAGUUAAAAGAAGGUAUAAACCAAAACCUAGAAAUACAAGACUUAAACAGGUAUACGGAGUACAGUAUUGUCGUACAGUCAUAUAAUAGCAGAGGAGCUGGGCCUCCUUCUGAUGAAGUUAUAGUACGGACCUUGGAAUUCGAUCGUCCAAAUCCUCCCAUUAUGAGGACUUAUUCGGCUACAGCCAAGUCUGUCAAGUUGUCAUGGGACCCAAAAAAUAAUCCAAAUGCUCCAGUUUCAGGGUAUUUACUAUUUCACCGAAUGGAUGGCAAUCAAUGGCAGGAAACGCAACUUACGGGAGAUAGAUCCGUGCACACUCUAAAAGACUUGCAGUGUGGGACAUCGUAUUCAUUUUACCUAGUAGCAUAUAACGCAGCGGGAAGAGGAAAUAACAGCGAAGCUAUUUCUGCAAAAACUGACGGCAGCCCUCCUAUAGCUCCCGAUAAGCGCCUCCUUCUGUCUGUAAACUCAACAGCUGUUAGCAUCAAUUUGAACAGCUGGCAUAAUGGUGGAUGUCCGAUAAAUGGUUUCGUCAUACAGUACAGACCCAAUGGCCAACAAGAGUGGACAUUAGUAAGCAAUAACAUUAUUCCUGAUCAGCAGAAUAUAACCAUCACUGAUUUAGUGCCUGGAUCAUGGUAUUCGCUUCUAAUGACUGCCAGAAACGAUGCUGGUUCAACAGAUGCAGAAUACAUUUUUGCUACUCUAACCCUAUCAGGAGAAUACCCACCUCGGCCAUCAAAAGUAAGUGAUAUGAGUGGAUCGUUCUACCGCCAUCUGACAAUAACUGUACCCGUUGUCAGUUCCAUCAUUGUACUGUUAGUGGUAAUGUGUGCAGUUUGCUUCAUAACCAGGCGGCAUACAUCAGGAACAGGUCAAAGAAGGAUAAAUAGUGACAGUGAGAGUAGAGAUCCAGUAAAAUCCGAUAAUCUUCCUCUUUCUGUUACAUAUGACUCAGGUCAUGAACCAGCUUAUAUCCCAGCACCAUAUGCUACAAGCAGAGUGUCCAACUACAGUAGAGAGCACUGUAUAGUACCAGGGGGAAACGUGGAGAAUGUUGGUACCUUCGGUAGCACUAGAAGUGGAUAUACGUAUAAUGUGCCAAAUCCACCCAGACGUAUUGAAAAGGGGGAAUGCAUAUAUGAGUCUCCGAAGAUAUACCUGGCUGGAUAUCAUCAUACAGAAAUACGAACUCAUUGUGAGCAUCCAAUUUAUGAAGUCCCAGACAGAGGAAGAAUGAAAUUAGAGAGUUCAAGAUCUUGGCGAGAAUCCGGAGAUGGGGAUUCUAGUUCCGGAUCAGAUAACGAAGACCUUUUGUACACUCUCCAUUCACCUGAUGAUAGAAUUAUACGAGACGAAGCCAGGGAAUCAGAAACAGAAUGUGAUAGGCUGUGGAAGACUUUUGAAGCGAAUCAAUAUGAAGGAAGUAAGCGAUGGAAAACUGAGCACACAGUAUUAGCAUAACAUAAACGAUGUCCUGAAAUAUGAUCAGAUUUUAGAUAAAAAGUCAAAUGUACAGCUGUAUCCUGAGCUUAAAAUGAUUUCGGAUUAUAUUGUUCUUCCUGGUUUUUAAGGGUGAUUCGUCGGUGCUUCGUGUUUUUGUUGCUGAAGCUAUUAACAUGUUGAAUUAAGC
Uloborus diversus is the source of this 4482-nucleotide messenger RNA. Its product is annotated as cell adhesion molecule Dscam2-like. Gene Ontology annotation, biological process: cell-cell adhesion. NCBI's taxonomy places the organism in Eukaryota, Metazoa, Arthropoda, Arachnida, Araneae, Uloboridae. The transcript is spliced from 26 exons. Gene Ontology annotation, molecular function: protein binding. The record is from RefSeq and is a predicted model, not a curated record. The coding region runs from base 120 to 4313 and encodes 1397 amino acids.